Messenger RNA from Lindgomyces ingoldianus, 705 nucleotides. RefSeq lists its product as uncharacterized. The record is from RefSeq and is a predicted model, not a curated record. Bases 1 to 705 code for a protein of 234 amino acids. The transcript is spliced from 8 exons. Lineage: Eukaryota; Fungi; Ascomycota; Dothideomycetes; Pleosporales; Lindgomycetaceae.
AUGUUCCCAAAUUUCUUAUUACCGUCUAGGGUAACCGAAGAAAUGUGGUGGAACCUAGCAACCAUUUCUCCCUUUGGACUCCAGCGUAUGCAAGGGGGUAAUCCGCGAAAAUAUGGCAAACAGAAAUUAGUAUGUAGGCACAAACUCCUCGAAAGGAUGGGGUAUCGCAUUGGGGACGGUUACAUCUAUUAUUCAUUAGCGGUUCCCGAUUCUAUAUCCGAAUACGGUGCCACAAGCCCACGGACUUGGGUCUUUAACUUUCAACUCUCUCCGGCUCCACUACCUGCGAUAUGGAAAAUCUUAAUUCUUGAAGCCAUGUAUUUACACAACUUUCUUUUCAGUCUCGCUCGUAACGAGUCUAGUAUCACGAGCUGCCCCCUAGAGUACUGUCGCCGAAAUUCCGAAUCAAGUGUCACGUGCCCUUCACCUGAAACCAAGGAUCUCGCAUAUUCUUCAAUAAAUAGAGUGGUUGAUGUCACCGAUUCCUGUCGCCUUGUGAUGCGGCAACCAUGCGCAGCACUGUUAGCGCGGAGAACACUCAGCUUCCUAGACCUUUAUAUUAUCGCUCAAUACACUCAUAUGGCUCUCACCACUAAGUUUAACUCGCCUAUCCACAACCCCAGCCUGCCUUUCCUCUGUCCCUAUCGAGAAUUCGAAGCGGAUGCUCAGUAUUCUCAACUAGCGAAAUUUCGAAGUCCACAUUAA